Nanorana parkeri is the source of this 3703-nucleotide messenger RNA. It is a transcript of the gene LAMC2, whose product is annotated as laminin subunit gamma 2. The coding region runs from base 95 to 3634 and encodes 1179 amino acids. NCBI's taxonomy places the organism in Eukaryota, Metazoa, Chordata, Amphibia, Anura, Dicroglossidae. The record is from RefSeq and is a predicted model, not a curated record. Gene Ontology annotation, molecular function: extracellular matrix structural constituent. The transcript has 23 exons.
GAGGGAGCCUUACACAGACAGACAACGAGAGUGCAGAGAGGGAGCUCCAGGUAUUCAACAAUCCAACCACAUCACAGGACCAUCUCCUUUAAUUAUGACACUGUUAUGUAGGACCUGGUGUCCGCUGCUGCUUACCUGGCUGUGUGCACUGACAGUCGUUUCAGGAUCAUCCAUAGAUGUCCAUUUUUCAGUCUGCAACUGUAAUGGGCGAUCCCAGCGCUGUGUGUUCGAUACAGAUUUGCAGACCCAGACAGGUUCUGGGUUCCGCUGUCUAGACUGUACUGGAGGAACAGAUGGACCCAACUGUGAGCGUUGCAAGGAUGGGUAUUAUCCACAGCCUGGAGGAACCUGUGCACCCUGUCAAUGCCAUAUUAGAGGCUCUCUCAAUACCCAGUGUGAUAACGUUGGACGGUGUAGCUGUAAGCUUGGGGUGAUGGGUGAGAAGUGUGACCGGUGUCAGCCUGGUUUUAAUUCGCUCAGUGACAGUGGAUGCAGGCGCCAAGGCUGCUAUUGUGACCCAGCAGGCAGCAGCCGAAGCUGUGACCAGGAUGGCAAAUGUGUUUGUAAAUUCAAUGUCACUGGAGAGAGCUGUGACCGAUGUAAGCCUGGGUAUUAUGACCUUCAAGCUGGCCGAUCAGAAGGAUGUUUGCAGUGUUUCUGUUAUGGCCACUCAUCCAAUUGCCACAGCUCCACUGAUUACAGCAUGCACAAGAUCACAUCUGACUUUGAGAAAGGUGUAGAAGGAUGGACAGCAGUCCUGAAAGAUGGUUCCCCAGCAUCAAUCCCCAUCCGGAUGUCCCGCCACCAGAAAGAGGUGUAUCUUGCAUCACGACAGCUGGAGCCCCUUUAUUUUAAUGCCCCAGGAGCAUUCUUAGGGGACCAAUCUAAUAGCUAUGGCCAAGUGCUAACCAUCAGCUUCCGUGUGGACCGAGGGCGUCAUAGAGCUGGUGUUGAAGAUAUUGUACUGGAAGGAGGAGGCCUGAAAGUUACUGCUCCUCUUACCUCAUCCAAAACUGCCUUGCCCUGCAGAUUGCCGCAAAUCUACACAUUCAGAUUGGAUGAGAUGACUUUCAGCCCUUGGACCCCUCGUAUAAGUCACUUAGACUUCCGACGCCUGUUAAGCAAUGUGACUGCCCUGCGUAUUCGUGCCACCUAUGGAGAGUACAGCACUGGGUACAUCCAAAGCGUUACUCUUGUUUCUGCUCGUCCUGGUCCUGGGGAGCCAGCACCCUGGGUGGAGAAAUGUCAAUGCCCUGUUGGAUAUAAAGGCCAUUUCUGUGAACAAUGCGCCCCAGGAUAUCGCAGGGAGUCUCCGGCACUGGGACCCUUCAGUCCUUGUGUUGCCUGCAGAUGCCAAGGAGGAGGCCUGUGUGACCCAGAAACUGGUGACUGUUACUCUGGAGAUGAGAAUCAGAAUAAUGACUGCGCUGACUGUCCUCAUGGGCAGUAUAAUGAUCCUCGUGACCCCCAGAAGUGCCUCCCAUGUCCAUGCAGUGUUGGAGUUGGUUGCUCGUUGUCUCCAGAGACACAAGAGCCUGUGUGUGACAACUGUCCUGUGGGACUGGGUGGUCCUCGCUGUGAAAUAUGUGCUGAUGGAUAUUUCGGAGAUCCCCAGGGACAAAAUGGACCUCCUAGGCUCUGCAGACCCUGUGCCUGCAAUAAUAAUAUCGAUCCCACAGUGGAGGGCAGCUGUGACCGCAUGACCGGAGAAUGCUUGAAAUGUCUUCAGAACACAGCCGGGUUCCACUGCGACAGAUGCAAGGAAGGCUACUUUGGUAACCCACUGGAUCCAAACCCACAACACAAGUGCAGAGAGUGUUAUUGUCACCCUGUGGGCUCUCAGCAAGGUUCGUGUCAGGCUGAUGGCUCAUGUCUGUGCAAACCAGGAUUUAGUGGGGAAAACUGUGAUCAGCCGCAGUGCCCCAGCUGCUAUAAUCAAGUCAUUGAGAAGAUGGCUUCAUACAAGGGACAACUGCAGCAGUUGACUGGUUCCAUCAAUGGUCAAAUGCACACCCAAGACCACCGUUACCUGGAAGAACAGAUGAGGAGAGUGGAGGAGAAGUCUCGGAGCAUGCUAAGAGAGGCCGAAUCUUCCCAUGCUACGGAGCAAUCCCUGCAAAGACAGAUGUCAACACUACAAGGGUUACAGACUGAUACCCAGAAUGACUUGGAUCAAGCUCAGGCAAAGCUACAGCAAGCACAGACCCAGACUGGAGAGUACCAGAGUCGGCUGCAGGAGACCAAGAUGAAGAUAGCAGUGGCACGGCAACAGCUUGAGGGGGGCCAGGCUGAACUGAACCGAAUGACUUUUCCUUCGGAUAAUUUAAACUGGAAUUCAAGCAAAUUUUCUACACUUGGUCAAGAAGCCCAGAAACUUGCGACUAGACUCGAACAAGAAGCUCAGAUGGUAGCACAGAACGCAGGGGACGCCUUGGCGGAUACGCAAAGAACGAUGCAGAUUCUACGCUCAGGAGACGCAGACCUCAAUGCUGCAGAGAAACUAAGAUCAAGGCUGUAUGAUGGCCGCACUCAGGUUGGCACACUGGAGACUGAGGCCAUUCAAGCUGCUGCCUCUGCAGAGAGAUCUUACCAUGAGAGCUCGCAGACUGCUCGGGAGUUAGCAAAAGCCUCUCUUGUACUCCCUAUGCAAUUCCAGGAGGAGAUGGAGCGUCUUAAGCGAGAAUCAUCAGUCUUGAAAACUUCAGUAGAAGCAGAGAUAUCUCAGAGCAAAAAUUUACAGAACAAAUUCAAUGUCUGGGAGCAGAGUGCCGAGCAGCAACUUUAUGAAGGGCAGAAGUACAGACAGAUGGGGGAUCAGCUGUUGUCGCGGGCAAAUGCUGCAAAGAAUAAAGCCAAUCAGGCCAUGCUGUCAGGGAACGCAACAUAUUAUGAGAUCGAGGGGGUGCUCAGCAGCCUGAAGGGAUUUGGAAAUCAGGUAGGAGAUCGACGCAGAGCAGCAGAAGAGGCGAUGAGGCUCCUUCCUGAAAUCCAGCGACGUGUACUAGGAGUCACAAGUACCACAGAAAGAGCGAGCACAGCACUAAUGGGUGCAGAGAAGGAUGCUGACAUGGCUGUAGAGAAUUCUGGAGAAGCUCAAGGUAUUACAACUGCAAUACAACAGGACAUGCUGCGAAUGAGCCAGGAUGCAAACAGUUCAGCUCAACUGGCCUUGACGCUGGAGAAUGAGUUCGCUGCAUUGCAGAAAAUGGCUCGCAGAACAGCUGGAGAAUUGGAUGAGAAGGCAAAGGAAGCAGCAGAAGACAGUGCAGCUGCACAGUUGAUUGUGGAUAGUGCAGCAGAAGCCGAAACUCAUGCUGGUGGUGCCCUCACUGCUGUCACAACAACAUUGAACGCCCUCGAUCGAGUUCUCAGCUUAUUAGACCAACCUGUCGAAGGAAAUGGAGAAGCGUUACAAUCUCUAGAGAGCAGCAUGGAGACGGCUCGCAAGCAGGUCACUCAGCGCCUCAGGCCAGCUUUACAAGAGCUGGAGUUGUCAUUUAAACUUCAAAAACAGCGGAUUCUCAGCCUGGAUACCGAGAUCCAGCAAACGAUGAUUGAUAUCCAAAACCUGAGGGAUAUCAAAAACAGCCUUCCACCAGGGUGCUACAAUACAGCUCCAAUUGAAAGGCCCUGAAACCCCAAAGGACAAAAUAGGUGCCGUAAAGCCCAUAAUUACGAACAAUCACUUGAGCUGAGUGCAAGA